Oncorhynchus mykiss (rainbow trout) is the source of this 4390-nucleotide messenger RNA. It is a transcript of the gene layna, whose product is annotated as layilin a. NCBI's taxonomy places the organism in Eukaryota, Metazoa, Chordata, Actinopteri, Salmoniformes, Salmonidae. Gene Ontology annotation, cellular component: cytoplasm. Gene Ontology annotation, biological process: positive regulation of axonogenesis. The record is from RefSeq and is a predicted model, not a curated record.
UAAUAAUGUCAUAACUUUACCAGCAUAUUACAUCAGAUGCUCGUUUGGUCCAAAUGAUCGGUGACAAAAAAAUCUCCUCCUCGUUAGUUGUCGAGUCAUCCCAGUCUGCUGACAGACGAUACCAGUUACGCUACUGUCUGUAGUCUGUCAGUAGUGUCUGUCUGUAGUGUGCCUGUAGUCUAGUCAGCGUUUAGAACCAACAGCACUCUGCUGAUUAGAUCACUCCUUCUUCUCCUCCCCCGACGUUCAAGAUCAAUAACUAACGUCCUCCUUCUCCUCCUCCUCCUCAUCAUCAUCAUUAAAACUGCUCUUAAAAGAUUACAUCCACAUACACUCUCUCUCUCUACUAGUGGUUCAGUGUGUGUAGGGAGAGUCUCUCUGUAGUAAGCCUGGUCUCUAUUAUCUUGAGUAGAUAGUAGCCUGUACUGUAGUGCGUUGUUAAAGCCUGUAUAUCUGACUUCGGGGCUUCAGUUGGUCAGUUCUCUGAUGGAAGGAGAGGUGAAGAAGAGAAGGAGGAAGGACCAGAUGGUGAAUCUGAUUGUUGUGUCUUUGCUCCAGUCUGCUGCGGCCAGCCUUAUCACCGCGGAGUUGUUUGAAGUCAGAGGCCAGCGUGUGUGUAGGGUGGAUCGGGGCCGGCCCUGCUAUAAACUGGCAUAUUUUUCUGACCCUGGACGGCGGCUCAGCUUCCUGGAGGCAAAGCUAGCGUGUCGCCGUGACGGAGGGGAGCUGCUGAGCGUUGAGUCACCGGCCGAGCAGCGAAUCAUAGAGCAGCUUGUCACUGAGCUCCGUCCCUCCGACGGAGACUUCUGGAUUGGCCUACGUCGUAACCAUGGUGACACGGAAAACGUUGACGACUGUCCCUCACAGUACUACUGGACCGACGGGAGCCUCGCCUCCUUCAGGAACUGGCACUGGGACGAGCCGUCCUGUGGUUACGAGGUGUGUGUGGUGAUGUACCACCAACCGUCCGCCCCGCCCGGCCUCGGAGGACUCUACAUGUUCCAUUGGAACGAUGACAACUGUGACACCAAGAACAAUUUCAUCUGCAAGUACACUGCAGAGAAGGCUCCUGAACCCUCCCCCAACACUGCACACCCAGAGGUUCCUCCCUUGUCUCUGUCACCCCUGACCACGACCUUUGACACUGAAGAGAAGAGACAGACCCCAGCUCUGAACAUUGUUUACAUAGUCCUGCCCAUCAUCCCGUUGUUGAUGGUGUUACUAAUAGCAACUGCGGUCUUCUGCUUCACGCUGCUGGCUCGACGGAGGAAGCGGCGUGAGCAGCAGACAGAGGUGUGUCCUAGCGACCCAGGGUCCUGUCCAAACCCCGCCCAGCCGCCUGACGUCUACAACGUGAUUCGCUCCCAGCAGGAGGCCGACCUGGCUGGAACACGCCCCCACACCAAGAACACUUCCUUCUUAGGCUCCUCCCCCGACAUGUCCCCUGGUGACUAUGACAACCUGGGGGGUCUGCGAGACACGGAGAGUGGUUUCGUCACGCUGGCCAGCACAGAGAGCAACUUCCAGUUGACCUCUGAACUCUACGACCUUAGUCUGGGGCGACGCAAAGACGACUCAGACAUUUACCACAACAGUCUGGGUCGCAACAGAGAGGUUUAUAACAACAGUCUGGGUCGGCAUGGUAACCGAGAGGUUUAUAACAACAGUCUGGAUCGUCAUGGCAACGGAGAGACACACGAUAACAGUCUGGGUUGUCACGGCAACGGAGGAACGUACAACAACAGACUGGGUCUUCAUGGCCGUGUGGUGAAGAGCAGUGAGCUGUACAACACUAGUCACUAUAGAGACAGUCUUUACCAAACCAGCCUGGACCGCUAUGGUAACCCUGAACAGCACGAGAGAAGCCUGGGACGUCAUGGGAACGAUGCCAGUGUAGAUUGCUAUGGGAAGGAGGCCACUGUGGGUUACUAUGGCAACGAGGGCAGUCUGGGUGGGAAGUGCUACAAAGAGUGGUUGGACAGUGACAGCAACUAACAACUACUGACAGUUACAGCUACUGACAGCUACUGACAGUGCCAACUACUGACAGUUACAGCUACUGACAGUUACUGACAGUGACAGCAACUGACAGCUACUGACAGUGACAGCUACUGACAGCUACUGACAGUGCCAACUACUGACAGUUACAGCUACUGACAGUUACUGACAGUGACAGCAACUGACAGCUACUGACAGUGACAGCUACUGACAUAUACUGACAGUGACAACUACUGACAUAUACUGACAGCUACUGACAGUUACAUCUACUGACAGCUACUGACAGUGACAGCUACUGACAGUGACAGCUACUGUGACAGCUACUGACAGCUACGGACAGCUACUGACAGCUACUGACAGUUAUAUCUACUGACAGCUACUGACAGUGACAGCAACUGACAGCUACUGACAGUGACCGCUACUGACAUAUACUGACAGUGACAACUACUGACAGCUACUGACAGUGACAGCUACUGACAGCUACUGACAGUGAAACCUACUGACACUGACAGCUACUGACAGCUACUGAGAGUGAUAGCUACUGUGACAGCUAUUGACAGCUACUGACAGCUACUGACAGCUACUGACACUGACAGCUACUGACAGCUAUUGACAGCUACUGACAGUGACAGCUACUGACAGCUACUGAGAGUGAUAGCUACUGUGACAGUUACUGACAGCUACUGAGAGUGAUAGCUACUGUGACAGCUACUGACAGUGACAGCUAUUGACAGCUACUGACAGUGACAGCUACUGACAUAUACUGACAGUGACAACUACUGACAGCUACUGACAGUGACAGCUACUGACAGUGACAGCUACUGUGACAACUACUGACAGCUACGGACAGCUACUGACAGUGACAACUACUGACAGUUAUAUCUACUGACAGCUACUGACAGUGACAACUACUGGCAGUUAUAUCUACUGACAGCUACUGACAGCUACUGACAGUGACAGCUACUGACAGCUACUGAGAGUGAUAGCUACUGUGACAGUUACUGACAGCUACUGAGUGUGAUAGCUACUGUGACAGUUACUGACAGCUACUGACAGCUACUGAGAGUGAUAGCUACUGUGACAGCUACAGACACUGACAGCUACUGAGAGUGACAGCUAUUGACAGCUACUGACAGUGAAACCUACUGACACUGACAGCUACUGAGAGUGAUAGCUACUGUGACAGCUACUGACAGUGACAGCUACUGACAGCUACUGACAGCUACUGACAGUGACAGCUACUGACAGUGACAGCUACUGACAGCUACUGACAGUGAAACCUACUGACACUGACAGCUACUGACAGCUACUGAGAGUGAUAGCUACUGUGACAGCUAUUGACAGCUACUGACAGCUACUGACACUGACAGCUACUGACAGCUAUUGACAGCUACUGACAGUGACAGCUACUGACAGCUACUGAGAGUGAUAGCUACUGUGACAGUUACUGACAGCUACUGAGAGUGAUAGCUACUGUGACAGUUACUGACAGCUACUGAGAGUGAUAGCUACUGUGACAGCUACUGACAGUGACAGCUAUUGACAGCUACUGACAGUCUGUGUGUGUGCAUGGCCCUGUUAUGCUGCCCUCCCCUGAGGGGUCACUGUCAGGUCAUGAACCUUGACCCCAGCUGUGCCUGAGACACCAAAGCCUGGUCCUGUCCUCCUCCUGUCUCGUCCUCCUCCUGUUCAGAUCUUGUCCCAUUCUUCCCUUGCUGCCUGACCAUGACAUGACAACAAUAAUUUAGGCGUGAUAGGCCCGAUUCAGAACACGCCCCUUGAAUUCGCACUUCUCUGUAGUUGGUAUACAGACUAACCUUGUGCAGGUGCAUAAUGAGCUUUGCACGCAUGGCUCCCUUUCGCACGCUGAAUACAUUUAAUACAACUGCUGAAAUCCCUCCCACUUGCUGGCCAACAGAUUUACUUGUGGAGUCAUUCAUUUACGUGUGGAGUCAUUUCAUUAAAUAGGGUUUUCAGUACUUUUAUCUAAAGCCAUCCCUUUAAAUUUGGUGUACCUUUUAAUUCUCUACAGACUCUAAUACAUGGAGAGAACGGUUCAGAAUAUUAGGGAUCACUGAAAUACAUGCAUAUUCAUCUACUUUUCAGCAACAAUUGGUAGAUAAAAAAUAUACUCUGAUCUUGUUUAUUAUUUAGAGAUAGGAAAGUUUUUAUAUAAUAAUAAAUAUAUUAACAGCGUUGGAGAGCCUUUAUGCACGAAAUAUAUGUGAAUAAAAAAUGCAAUGGUUUGAUUUUAUCGUGAAAGUUGCCAUAGGAGUAGCCUAGUGGUUAGAGUGUUGGACUAGUAACCGAAAGGUUGAUGAAUCUAAUCCCUGAGCUGACAAGGUAAAACAUCUGUCAUUCUGCCCCUGAACAAGGCAGUUAACCCACUGUU